AAAGUUUGACUUUGCUAAUAGCUUUAAGUCACAUUCUGAGAAUCUGGCGCCACCCCAAGGCCAAAUCUUUCCAUUUGCAUAGAGGGCUAAAAAGGGAGCUGACAGAACAGGGCAGGUGGUGACAGCCAACACACUGAGGAGGAAGGAGGAUCAGCCUCCAGCACUGAACACCCACUGUCUCGCUUAGACAGAAGCGCAGAACAACAUCACACCAGUAGGAGCAACCUGAGCCCAUAAACUGAUCCCAUGUGGAGUGGCAGUGAUCUGAGCCAGGCUGGAUGACGGAUCAACAGGGGAUCUUCAUCCUCUAACAGAAAUCACAGAGUGUCAAAGAGGCGACUUUGACAAAGAGAGGAGUCCUUACAUCUGGCAAGAUGGGAGAAAACACUCCACAGAUCUGGCACAUGCAGAUUCCUGGGCAGGAAGUUCCAGGUGAGCUGCAGAAGAAGAUAUCGGUGGCCAGCCAGCCGGAGUGCUCCAUCUGCUACAACACCUACGACAACGUCUUCAAAACACCCAAGCUGCUGGAGUGCACCCACACCUUUUGCCUGGAGUGCCUGUCCCGCCUCAUGGCCGUCUCCCUGACCGAUCAGGAUGAGGGCGCUGGCAGCACACGCCUCUCUUGCCCCUUCUGCCGCCAUCCCACUAUGCUGCCAGAGGACGGGCCCCCCGCCCUGGCCACCAGCCGGGAGGUCCUCUGCAAACUGCCCAGCCACCAGCAGCAGGAGGAGCCCGUGUGGCUGGAGGGGGAGAAGUUGUGCUACAAGACAUCCAGACAGGACGCCCACUCCGGAGUGCCUGACAGCCCCACGGCCUUCUGCAUCUGCAUCGACAUCGGGGCCAGUAAGUCAGCGGACGCUCCGGUCCAGACCAGGCGCCGGAGCUCGGGUCUGAUGGGCCGACUGGCAGACUGGAAGAGGAUGGUGCUGUUCGUGGUGCUCAUGGUGCUGCUGGUCAUAGUGGUGCUGUGGCCUCUGCAGUGUGUGUUCACCACUGGAAACAUGCGCUGCAUGAGAAACGGACCCCACAUCAGCACCACGGCAACCACCACCACGACCUUUGGCCCGUCGCUCAGCAGGUCCGGCCUGAAAGGAUGAGCAGCUCAACUUACAGGACUUUACCGUGACUGACCCGUUGCUUUGAAGAGUUGCAUUCUGGGUAAUUCGUGUGAUGGGCUAGCAAUGCGUCUGCUGCCUCUGAUGCUGUAGCUGGGACCGGACCUGGUUCCCCUGCAGCGAUGGAUGAAGGGUUGAUUCACUCAUUAACUCAGACUUUACAGCUCCAGUUCUGUCAACAUUUCCAUAAAUGGCUGCAUCAGAAGUCAUGUACGCAAGGAGUAGAUAAAACUUUGACACAUUUGCACUUUGACCCGAGCUUGUAUUCUGAGAUAAGAACAUCUGACUGGUUCUGUUUGGUACCGACGUAGAACCCUGAAGUCCAGGCCAAACAGCUCAGCACUUUUACUGAACCGGUGUGGAAAUGUGAACUUUGUUGGAUGGGAUCCACAUGUACCAAUGACAAAUGUGCAUAAUGUGACUGAUUGUGACUUUUGAUACAUCUUUAUUUACAAAACUACAAUUAAAAUUGAAGUAUUAAGCUUG
Molecule: messenger RNA, 1601 nt
Organism: Gambusia affinis (western mosquitofish)
Lineage: Eukaryota; Metazoa; Chordata; Actinopteri; Cyprinodontiformes; Poeciliidae
Product: RING finger protein 223
Exons: 3
Coding region: 375-1097 (240 amino acids)
Biological process (GO): protein ubiquitination
Molecular function (GO): ubiquitin protein ligase activity
Source: RefSeq, a predicted model, not a curated record